Trypanosoma cruzi is the source of this 2439-nucleotide messenger RNA. RefSeq lists its product as uncharacterized. NCBI's taxonomy places the organism in Eukaryota, Euglenozoa, Kinetoplastea, Trypanosomatida, Trypanosomatidae. Bases 1 to 2439 code for a protein of 812 amino acids. The record is from RefSeq and is a predicted model, not a curated record. The transcript has a single exon.
AUGACGGGUGAAAGGAGGGCGAAGCAACGGAGAUUGGAGAAGUCUGCAGCUGAUGGCCUUCGUGAGCAGAUGCGCUCCUCCUGGCCACGCGUUUUAACGGUCGAAGAUGACGGAACGGGGGAAAACCAUGUCAAGCUGUGUGUUGAGCAUGACGCGCCGCACGACCACUGUGCUCUGGAAUGCUGGAAUUUGCAAGGCCUAAUCGGCGAAAAUGAACGUUUUGGGUUGUUUGUCUCGUUCUUCCGUCAUGCAGUGACGGGUGAAGAGGAGCUCUCGGACGGGGAGGGCUCCGUUACAUAUGCCGCAGAGGUUUCUUGGGUAAUUGUGGACCAUGAGAAGAAGAAAUAUUAUCGCUUUAGCGAGCUGGACCAUCGGGCCCCAAUAAUGGCGGCGUAUCUUGCGGCCGACGGGGGAAUUACGGGGGAUGAGUACUUUCUUCAGGCUCUGUCGGAGCAGUUUAGCCAAAACCGGCUGCCGUUGCCAGAUCGAGUGAUGAAAGGAACAACAUCGUUGCAUACGGAUAUGCUUGACCUGCAGUACGGGGAUAAUCGACUGACAGUGAUCCCGAAAAAAACGGGGAAAAAAAACACCUCCUUCUCGUGGUACAAACUUUCUCUCAGUGGCACAACCUUUGAAACUGGGGAUGCGGAUCCGCAAAGGGAGGUGCGAGUGGUUGUCGAACUUACACUGAAACCGACGCAACCGGCAGUGUUGCAUGGAAAUAAGGGUGUGGUGGGGCUCAAGGAUGACUGGGGCCAUGAUAUGUUUCACUAUUUGAUUCCCCACUGCAUGGUAGUGGAGGGCACCUUUCGUAUGAUGCGCGCCUCUGAUGACUUGGAAAUUGCCCGCUGUCCCGAUCUAAAGGGCGCCAAAAUUUGGAUGUCGCACUCUUUUGGCUGCGCCGUGCCCCGAAAUAUUGGCGAGUCCAAUUAUUUGCGGAAACAAUGCCAACAGUGUGGGUAUUUGCCUCAUUUCUGGAACUGUUGCGUUAUUCACCUAGACAAUGAAACGGCGGAUGCCAUCGGCGUUGUUUACGCGUUGGAUCCUGCGCAUUGGAAGCCUGUGGAUAUCUACGUGACGCUGCAGUCUGGCACUACAGGGAAGAUUGAGCAUCAACAUGAAGGUGUCGAACUUGUCGCGAAGAGUACUUCACAGCACCGAAGCGAUGCAACGGGUAUUCUCUUCACCACGCAGUGGACGUUGAUUACACCAUUCCGUGACGAUGCUAAACUGGAGGUGUUACUCGAUGCCACUUUUCCCGAUCAGGAAUUUACAACCCUUUUUGCCCAGCCAAGCGUUUGGUUGGGCGCAGUGCAGGUUUCAGGAAAGAUAGUUGCCUCGGAUGGCACCUCGACUGGUGUUACAGGCAAGGGCUUCUUGCAAUGUUGUGGAAAGGACGGCUUGAACAACGUAAAGAAAAUGCAUGACAUGUUGCGGGAAGUGAGUACAGCCAGAAUGGAAGACUUGGAAGUGGGAGUAAAGGAUUCUUUAAAUGAAAUGGUAAACAGUUUUGCAGCGUCUGCCACAAGCAACGUCAAGACAUUAAUGAGUCUUCAAGGGCAAACGUUGUCUGAUGCCCAUCUUGUGUUGUUCACCAGUUUUCUUGGCGUGUACGGCUAUAUUUUUCACCAUCCUACGGGGAAGAAAGAGGCUCUUGAAGCAAUUCAAUGGUGUCAUGGGAAGUGGCUUGGUUAUUUUGGAAACGCCUACAUUGAUGUCAAGACUCUGAUGUUGCGGUCUUUUAUGUUGCGAGAGCUCUCGUAUGUGUUGAAAAGCCGUUGUGCCUCGUGGAUUCCGACGCAUAUGCAAGUUAUUGAUCCUGUGGUAGCCCCACCAAGCAACAUAAACGCAGUGAUGGGGAAAGACAACUGUAGUGAAGAAGAGGUUGUCCCCUCCUUGCCGCAUUUUGGUACGAGCCCCAGCAAGUUGGAUCUUUCACAACUUAGAGCUAAUUUUAGUGGGAAAUGGACGUUGGACUCAACGAGAGGCACAGAUAACAUCAGUGCCUUUUUAUCAGCGCAAGGCGUUCACGUCUUGUGGCGCAACCUUAUUGCCAAUACGUCAUUGAACUUGUUUGUUACUGUUGAUGAGGAGAAACAAACGAUGCGAUUUAAUCAUCGGAGAUCGUUUUGGGGGAGGGAAUUCGUCAUUCAGUUGGAUGGAUCAUACGGGGAGCAGCGCUGUGCGUCUCGAGGAACGAUCCGCUCGCGGGCUUGCGUUUUUCCCGGCGGCACAGGGGUUUGCAUUGAGAAGAAAAUAUCGAAUCAAAUGAUCGAGCGCGAUUGGUACACGUUUGAGGACGGUGGGGAGACGAUGGUGGAGGUGAUGCGACUUUAUUCGGACAAGGCAGCAGAGAACAAAAAGGAUAGUCCUUCUGUUUUACCGAUUUCGGUUUGUGUCCGGUACUUUACUUUGUGCCUCGAGAGGUCCGUGAGCUGA